AUGUUUCAGCGUCGCACAGUAGUUGCUGCCAAGCGCUCCGUCGCUCAAUGGAGGAGUCUCGCAACUGCGUCUCCCGUGAGUUCCACGCGAAACCAUAAGAUUGUAGUGGUCGGUGGUGGUAGUGCUGGCCUCACCAUCAGCCACCAGCUUCUGAACACUGGCAAAUUUGCGCAAGAUGACAUUGCUGUCAUUGAUCCAGCUGAAUGGCAUCACUACCAACCCGGCUGGACACUGGUUGGCGGCGGCCUCAAGCACAAAGAGGAUCUGCGCAAGCCACUGAACACCUUGAUUGAUCCCAAGUUCAAGUUCUAUAACGAGGGCGUUGGCGCUUUUGCCCCCGCUGAAAAUGCGCUCACCCUUGAGAGUGGCGACAAGAUCAACUACGAGCAUCUGGUUGUCGUGCCCGGUAUUAGCAUCAACUAUGGCAAUAUCAAGGGUCUCCCUGAGGCUCUGGCAGACCGGAACUCCACAGUUUCGACUAUCUAUAGCUACGACACGUGUGACAAAGUUUUCCGCACCAUUGAAAACUUCCGCGAAGGCAACGCUAUUUUCACUCAGCCAGCCGGUGUGCUCAAGUGUGCAGGCGCUCCGCAGAAGAUCAUGUGGCUUGCCUUGGACCACUGGAAACAAGCUGGUCUCUACAACCCAACCAGCCCCUCUGAGUCACCUGUGAAGAUUAGCUAUGCAACCGGUCUCCCCGUGAUGUUCGGUGUGCCCAAGUACAGCGCCAUCCUCGAGCAGAUGCGGAAGGAUCGCGGUGUUGAGGGAUUGUUCCAGCACGAUCUUCUUGCUAUUGAUGGCAAGGCUGCCAUUUUCUCCUCCCCCGAGGGAGAGGUCACCAGACAAUUCGACCUCUUGCACGUCUCCCCCAAGAUGGGCGCUCAUGCUUUCGUGAAGAACAGCCCUCUGGCCAACGAGGCUGGAUUCGUCGAUGUGGAUGACAACAGCACUCGCCACAAGAAAUUCCCCAACGUCUGGUCUGUCGGCGAUGCUUCCAGUUUGCCCACAUCCAAGACCGCUGCAGCGAUCACUUCCGAGGCACCGGUUCUUGUUCGCAACCUUCUGCAGAGCAUGGAGGGCAAGGAACUCGAUGCUUCUUACGACGGAUACACUUCGUGCCCGCUCUUGACUCAGUAUGGCAAGGUCCUUCUUGCUGAGUUCAAGUACGGCGGAGUGCCCAAGGAGACAUUUGGAGACUGGUUCGGUAUUGACCAGGGUGAGCCUCGUCGUGCGUUCUGGCACUUGAAGAAGGACUUCUUCCCUUGGGUAUACUAUAAAUACAUGGUCAAGGGUCACUGGGGUGGACCAAACGGCUGGCAAUAG
This is a messenger RNA of Penicillium vulpinum, 1323 nucleotides long. RefSeq names its product NAD(P)/FAD-dependent oxidoreductase. Lineage: Eukaryota; Fungi; Ascomycota; Eurotiomycetes; Eurotiales; Aspergillaceae. Bases 1 to 1323 code for a protein of 440 amino acids. The record is from RefSeq and is a predicted model, not a curated record. The transcript has a single exon. Gene Ontology annotation, cellular component: mitochondrion. Gene Ontology annotation, molecular function: sulfide:quinone oxidoreductase activity; FAD binding.